This is a messenger RNA of Xiphophorus maculatus (southern platyfish), 2880 nucleotides long. RefSeq names its product relaxin/insulin like family peptide receptor 1 (gene rxfp1). The transcript is spliced from 18 exons. Gene Ontology annotation, cellular component: membrane. Gene Ontology annotation, biological process: G protein-coupled receptor signaling pathway. Gene Ontology annotation, molecular function: G protein-coupled receptor activity; protein binding. NCBI's taxonomy places the organism in Eukaryota, Metazoa, Chordata, Actinopteri, Cyprinodontiformes, Poeciliidae. The record is from RefSeq and is a predicted model, not a curated record. Bases 234 to 2609 code for a protein of 791 amino acids.
CACACGGGAGGAGGCUGCACACCGCCUCGGUCCUGUGAAGCGUUCACAGGUUUCUCCUGCUGCUGCUCUCCGGUUCGAACCGCCGUGUUUACACCGUCAGCGCGGUUGAUACCGCACAGCGUCUCAUUUAAGAACUUCCGGUGAGAAUUUGACACCUGGGAAGAGUGGGACGAGAUAAUUACUGCUCCUUUCUCCCACCAGCGCGGUUUUAACAGAGAACUUCCAGAGGCAUCAUGCAAGUUUACGUGGCUGUGAUAUUCGCUUGUGGAGUGUCUGCACUCAAUACCACAGAGGAGAAGGGUACAUGCCCACUUGGAUAUUUUCCCUGUGGCAAUCUGACAGUCUGCCUCCCGCAGCUCCUGCACUGCAACGGCAUUGAUGACUGUGGAAACCAGGCAGACGAGGAGAACUGCGGAGACAACAAUGGAUGGCCGCACCUUUUUGACAAAUAUUUUGGCAUGCCGAGUCAUAAUACCAGGACCAAGUCCAACAUAUGCUUGCUGGGCGUCGUUCCUGAGCUCUGCCAGUGCCGAGACCUGGAGCUGGACUGUGACAGCGCUCAGCUCCGAGAGAUCCCCAUAGUGGCGAUAAAUGUCACCGUUAUGUCCUUACAAAGAAACAGGCUUCACAGACUGAAAGCAAAAGGAUUCUUUAACUACCAAAGCCUUCAGAAACUAUAUCUACAGCACAACAAUAUUCAAGAUGUGAAUCCUGAUGCAUUCAGAGGGCUUCAUAAUCUAACAAGACUGUACCUGAGUUACAACAAGAUAAUAGUAUUGAUGCCAGGAGUGUUCAAUGACCUGCACAAGCUGGAGUGGCUGAUCCUGGAAAACAAUAAUAUCCAUCAGAUAUCUACCAUGACAUUUUCAGGACUUAACUCUCUUGUUUUACUGGUUUUGUUGAACAACUCCCUGACAAAGUUGGAUGACAUCUGCCAGGAAAUGCCCAGACUGAACUGGCUGGAUUUGGAGGGAAAUCUAAUUGAAAAAAUUGGAAAUGCUUCUCUCCAUUCAUGCACCAUGUUGACAGUUCUGGUGUUGCAGCGAAACAGGAUCAGCUACAUACACGAACAAGCAUUCUCAGUCCUCCAAAAGCUCGGAGAAUUGGAUCUGUCCAGCAACAGACUGGUGGCCAUACCUCCCAAUCUAUUUGUCUUACUGGAGGAUUUGCUCCAACUAAACAUAUCCUACAAUCCCAUCGUGGAGCUUCAAAUGGAUCACUUUGACAAGUUACAUAAACUGAAGUCUUUGAGCAUAGAGGGAAUAGAAAUUGAUAACAUACAGCGAAGGAUGUUUGAACCUCUCAGAUACUUGACUCACAUCUAUUUCAAGAAGUUCCAGUACUGCGGCUAUGCCCCUCACGUGCGCAGCUGCAAGCCCAACACAGAUGGCAUCUCAUCUUUUGAGGACCUGCUGGCCAACAUCGUCCUGAGGGUUUUUGUCUGGGUUGUCUCUGCCACCACAUGCUUUGGCAACAUCUUUGUCAUCUGCAUGCGCUCGUAUAUCCGCUCUGAGAACAAACUCCACGCCAUGUGCAUCAUCUCCCUCUGCUGUGCUGAUGGCCUGAUGGGUAUUUAUCUCUUCAUGAUUGGUGCGUAUGACCUGAAGUUUCGUGGUGAAUAUAAUCGUCAUGCUCAAGCCUGGAUGGACAGCUCUCAGUGUCAGGUCAUUGGCUCUUUGGCUAUGCUGUCUACCGAAGUGUCCGUGCUGCUCCUCACGUAUCUCACCUUGGAGAAGUACAUCUGUAUUGUUUACCCUUUCCACUACCUGACUCCCGGCUGGCGACGGACUGUCAGUAUCCUGUUCGGGAUAUGGGUGUUUGGAUUUGUCAUCGCCUUUUUGCCUCUGGCCUGCAAGGGUUUAUUUCGCAACUUUUAUGGCACCAAUGGAGUCUGCUUCCCUUUGCACUCGGAACAGCCAGAGACGCCCUGGGCGCAUGUGUACUCCAUUGUUAUUUUUCUUGGUCUCAACUUGGUGGCAUUCCUCAUAAUUGUCUUCUCCUAUGCAAGCAUGUUCUAUAACAUCCAGAGAACAGGGACUCAGACCACCAAGUACAGCAACCACAUAAAAAAAGAGGUGACCAUCGCCAAGCGGUUCUUCUCUAUCGUCAUCACUGAUUCCCUCUGCUGGAUCCCCAUUUUUGUUCUCAAGAUCCUUUCACUGCUGCAAGUGGAAAUUCCCGGUACCAUCAGUUCCUGGGUCGUCAUCUUUAUUCUCCCCAUCAACAGUGCCCUGAACCCCAUCCUCUACACGCUAACCACGCGGCCUUUCAAAGAAACAAUCCUCCAGGUGUGGGCAAACUACAGACAGAAAAGGCCUCUGCUCAGCGGUCACCCGCCACAUCAUCCGUCUCUCACCUGGCAGGAAAUGUGGCCCCUCCAGGAAAACAGCCACGGCGUCUCCCCAGGGUGUCUGCUGGAGGCGAAAGACACAGCAGCCAAACUUACCCCCGUGGAGAACCCGGAUGAAGCAUACAAUGACUUUAAUGCGAGCACGAAACAACAACAGCAGAAGCAGCAUGCCGUGUUAUCGGUGUGCUCGCAGAAUAAGACGGUACCCCAAACACUCACACAUAUUCACACCUUCACACAAACAAAUGACCUCCUCUAAGUGACUAAGAAUUGAUCUGUUUGUAUGUCUGUAUAAUUCUCCUCAACCACAUUAACAUUUCAGGUCCAUUCAUCUAAACUCUUUUAAUUAUUCCCUUAACAAUGGAACUUAGGCCACAAUCUGUGCACAGAUUUCUCAUUUAAAGUGAAAAACCAUGCCAGUAGUAUCCAUGAUGCUUAGCAGUAAACACAGUUAUCAAAGAUUUACAACUACCUUGUUAAACAUUUUAUUCUGCAUUUUCUCUAGAACUCACCUCACUUACAAAUCAAAG